AUGCCCAACAAGAAGAAGGCGGCUCCGAAGGCAUCCAAGGUCCCGGGCAAACAGCAGAAUGUGCCCUCAGGUGGCGCGACGAGCUCCAAGUCAGCUUCAGCCGGGCCCAAGAAGAAGCAACAGAAGAAGGAACCAAACUCCAAGCCACCUAUACCGCCCCCUCCGCAGAUCCAGAAGCCACGGCAUCCGCCAAAACAAACCCAGGUAAAGGUCGUCAAGUCUGGAAGCACCAAGGCGCCAGACAAAACGGAGACUACCAAUGAAAACAAGGCGACGAACAAGAGCAAAGCUCGGGUAAAGAUCAACCCUAUUCCUCAGGUUGUGUCUCCAGUCACACCUGGAUGCUCAAAGGUACCCCGGUUGUUGGAGCCCUCGCAGUCAGUCAGAUGCGCAGAGAACAUAGUCCUGCUGGAAAUGCUUACGCCGCUGCCUGGGACCGAGCGACAACAUCUAGAGCAACCGCCUUACCAGUUGCAUGAAUCAACUUGUCGGAGAACGCUUACUUUCGACCAAGAAAGCAAGCUAGUGACAACGCUGGCUUUCUUGUCCGGCAUCUCGGAUGAUCAGGAGCACGUCACGGCUGAUGGCUUUGAGAAAAUCUUUGGUGAACUGCGCAGUGCUCUGCCUGCGGCUAGCGAACGUGGAGCGGCGACAACUCAAGAGGUCGUCUUCAAUCAGAUCAUCGCGCUACACCGGGAACGCAUUCUCAAACGCUUAGGGUCGAGAAUGGCCAGAUUCUCGGGGGGAAAAGCCCUGAAGCGGUUCAUUGGUCUUCAUUUCAGAGACUUCAUCGAAACAUCCUGGCAGGCCAAAGCGAGGAAACGCAACUUCAAUAUGUCACCAGUUCAACUUGAAGACUACAAGACUCGGUCAGAGCGACUGCUGGUACACCUGGACAGUUUCGACGCCUUGGAAACCCCGAAGCACGCGGAUCUCAAAGAACUAGUUCGGCAUGUUGCUACGUUUCUGAGACGAGUGCCUCUUGAAAGGCUUUUGGGCCGUCUCAAUGAUCAGGAUAUGAAUGCAAACGCAAAGAAGAGGCUCCUUAGCUGCUUCGCUAAGACGGCCAGAGUCCAGGAGAGUGCUAAAUUCCUCUGCAAAGAAGCAAUGAAUACGCAAGCGCUACGGCAUAUUACUGUCGAGAAGCAAGAGGGCAUUAUCUCAGAGUACAGUCUCCCGCCGUGGGUACAAAAAGGAAUCUCCAAAGCCCAACCUUUCACAACUCGAGUCAACACAACGCUACUCGGGUCCAAAGUCCAUGCAGAAAUCCAAAUACUCGCCCACUAUGAAAAUGUCGGCCCAGCCAUUGUCCCUGCGAGAAUAAUAGCCUCCUCCAAAAAGCCUUGUUACCUCUGCGAUACCCUCAUCGGCCUCCACGGCAGAUUCGCGGCUCCAAGGAGUCAUGGGCGAUUAUAUCCCAAAUGGCGGCUCCCUACCAUCACAGACUUUCUGCCGCUGCAGGAUAAGCUCAACAGGCAUCUAGAGCAAAAGAUCACCGCGACCAUCCAAAGAUUGGCGCAGAUUGGGAAGAAGCCGACCAUCAUGCUCCCAAACGAAAGUUCCAUAUUCUCCUUGAAUCUCUCUGCAUCUGCUCUUACGACACUGUCAAAUCGAUCCUGCCUCAAUCUCGUUUCUCAGGCCCUUGAUGAGCAUGGACCUCAGCAGUCUGCAGCGCAGAUUGCUGAGAAUGUGACGGAUGACCCCGCUUUCAUUAUUCACCCAAACCAGGAGAUAGACGAGAUGGGGGUUCAAGACAGUGGUGAGAUCUGGGAGACAGAUGAGACCUCCGGCAGCUCUCAAAUGAGAAAUGACGGGAUCCCGACAUUGGCAAUGGAUAGAAAUAUUGUCGAAGGCGGAGUCCUAGACGAAGCAAAACAUGGAGACAAGACCAUACCAUUUUCACACAGCAAAAUUACUGGAGCAGUCAGCUCAACCAGUCUUAGAAGCAGCAUGUCAGCAAAAGCUGCUUCCGACUCCGAAGACGAGAAUGAUGAUCACCACGGGCAAGGCCAUGAGUCUCGCACACGGAUCAAGCUGCACCGUCCGCCUCCUUUCGAGCCUGUAAUGGGACGAAAAGAUUGGUUUCGCUCCGCAGGCCUGGACAUUUUCAUAGACGAUUCCGGACUGCCGUUCACGCCCAGGUGGCUCAAUUCCAAAGAGGCCGCGGCAGAACUACGGCGCCAUUCGGAGUUGGUUGACGUGAAGUCGUUGGACACUCAUAAAGAUGCUCUCUGCUCGUGGAAAGACGCAGACGGGAAGGCGUGUUUUGCUUUUGGUAACCAGGUCGUUGUGAUCGACGCGCACAAAGCUUGA
Messenger RNA from Cryphonectria parasitica EP155, 2313 nucleotides. RefSeq lists its product as uncharacterized. The record is from RefSeq and is a predicted model, not a curated record. NCBI's taxonomy places the organism in Eukaryota, Fungi, Ascomycota, Sordariomycetes, Diaporthales, Cryphonectriaceae. Bases 1 to 2313 code for a protein of 770 amino acids. The transcript has 4 exons.